This is a messenger RNA of Pleuronectes platessa (European plaice), 1428 nucleotides long. RefSeq names its product hypermethylated in cancer 2 protein. The transcript is spliced from 4 exons. Lineage: Eukaryota; Metazoa; Chordata; Actinopteri; Pleuronectiformes; Pleuronectidae. Gene Ontology annotation, biological process: regulation of transcription by RNA polymerase II. The record is from RefSeq and is a predicted model, not a curated record. Gene Ontology annotation, molecular function: protein binding; RNA polymerase II cis-regulatory region sequence-specific DNA binding; DNA-binding transcription factor activity, RNA polymerase II-specific. The coding region runs from base 27 to 1295 and encodes 422 amino acids.
UAGUGGACUGGGACUAUAUACCCUCCAUGGAGGUUCUGUUCCCAUUUCAGCUGCAAACAGACUCACAGGCAACUUCAGAUUGCACACCACGGGAUACUUUUUUUUUUUUGCUUCUCUUCAAAUAUAACAUGGAGGCAUCACCUUGUGCCCAGAUAGUUAGCAGCCACACAGCAUCUCUGUUGAUGAGCCUGAACCUCCAAAGACAGCGUUCUCAGUUCUGUGACUGUGUGGUCAGACAGAGGCAGAGCCCGGGUCAACUCUAUCCUGCACACAGGUGUGUCCUGGCAGCUUCUAGUCCAGUGCUCUCAUCUAUCUUGUCCUCCUCUGGUGCCCUGGUGGAACUGCAGGCCCCUUGUCUGACUGGUUCUGUGCUGGCUCUUCUUUUGGACUACAUUUAUACUGGGACUUUGCCAUUCUCACGAAUCCAGCAGUACUACUACAGCCUGCUCACUAGCGCUUGCUACCUGCAGAUGGAUGAACUGCAAGAGGCUUUGAGGGCAUGGCAGAAGAUUAAGGCGAGUGAUGCAGAUAAAACAAAUGUUUCCACCGGAAAUGAGAGUGAACAGCUACAAGCUACAACAGCUACAACAAACUCCUGUAGUAGGCAUCUACCUUCAACAUGCAGCGUUGACGCGUUAAUAAGACAUGAAGAAACAGGAGGGCCGCUGGAGAGAGUGGAUCGUCCUUACUCAUGUGAUGAAGUGCAAAUGCUUUCAACGAGUUUGGAUUCCUGUAUUAAAAGCACAGAAACAGAUACAAGUGGUUUAAAUGGUGCGAACGGCUGUAGUAGCAGGUGUAUUUUAAGUAACUGCAGUAGUAUAUCAGAGGACAACUCUGAUGGUGUCAACACUGGAAAGUGCACACCAGUAACUUAUCUGACACCUCAAGAUUUCAUUCAAAAUAUCCCUGACUCCGCUGAAGAGCAUGUAGUGUCCGAAGUGGACAAAGAGGUGCAGAAGGAUCAGUUUCAUUCAGCUGGCACAGAGACCUGGCAGAAGAGCACCGAAGAGGAGCUGCAGAGGAGAGUGGAGGGCAAGAGAAAGUCAUCAUCACCCUCUUCUUCAUCGCCACAUCCGUACUGUGAGGCAGUGCCUGUCAUACGCCACAGCAGCAGAGCAGAUAUGCACCAGCUGGCAGAGGUGCCCCCGUACCAUUCAAUAUCCAAGGUCUCAGUCGAUUCCAGCAGAGCUGCCGUCCCACGAUUAGCAAGCAAAGACAUUGAUGACAUUGCUGAGGGUGUUACUCCUAAGCAAACAAAUCCCCAUGGGGAACAGGAUCAGGAUGACGGAAUCUAGUAAACAUCACUCUAAAUAUCUUGGAGGUGAUUCGGUGCCACAGAAUAAAAUGUGUGGGGAAUUCAUCAGGGGAGUGAAGCAUAAAGCUGAGCUCAGUUUCGAUGAUUUACCCUCCAAGCAUCAACAACUGGAC